Molecule: messenger RNA, 1722 nt
Organism: Chara braunii
Lineage: Eukaryota; Viridiplantae; Streptophyta; Charophyceae; Charales; Characeae
Source: the annotation of a GenBank genome assembly
GCACGGAACCGUUGCUGAUUGUGCACUAUCACCACGGUGACCCUCAGGUCAGGAACUAGCACCACCCCCUACAGCAAGGAGCAGGAGGAGAAAGUUGUCGCCAGUCUGCGAGAGAAGAAGGAAAGGAUGGCGAAGAGGGAGUUAAUCAAGCAGGCCAAGAUGCUGGCCUUGCUGGAGGAGCAAGAGGCGAAGAAGAGGCAGCUGGAGGAGGAAAUGAAGAAGUGGACGCAUGAGCAGGAGGAGAAAAUGGCGGCUAUACAAGCGGAGGUGGAAAAAGAAGAAGAAGAAGAAGAAGAAGAAGAAGAAGAAGAAGAAGAAGAAGAAGAAGAAGAAGAAGAAGAAGAAGAAGAAGUAGAAGAAGUGGAGCCAUUGGAAAGAAGAAGAGGUGAAGCUAGUACGAGUAAGGAGGAGCAGAUUGAGAAGUUGACACAAGAGUGGACCGCACACUUGGAGCUGGGGGAAGAUAGGGAGGCAGAAUUGGACAUACCCCAAGCAGAGAGAGAGGCCGCGAGAAGGGAGUUGGAAGCAGAAAGGGACCCGGUGAGGAGAAAGGCGAAAGAGGAGGAACAACAAAGGGCAUGGAAGUGGCGUAUGUCCCAAGAAAAAGUUAGGCGUUUGGAGGCGGCAAAGCGAGCAGAAAGGGACCUGAAAGCGGCGAAGACCGGGAUGGGGAAGAUCAAGGAAGAGACUGAGAUAGCCACUAAACUUGAUACCCUGACCCAAAGUGUGGAGUCUCUACUAAUUGCACAUCGUGAGCAGACGCAGUACAUCCGCAACUUAGAAGUAAAGAUAGAUGCAAUACGUGUUGGGCUUAAGGAUUUUGUGCGUGACAUGAUGAAGUACCUGGUGGACCAGGUCCACCCGGCAAUUAGUAAAACGAAAGAAUUCUACACUGGCACCAUUGAAGACGCCAAGUUAGCGACUCCUAAGGAAGAGGAGCCGACCCCACCACGCCGUGAGAAAGUCAAGGUCCGUUUCCCGGAACCCUUCAGUGGGAAGAAGGAGGAGGAUUUUGAUAAUUGGGAGGCCAACGUGCACUCCUAUUUGUACUUACAGGGAGUCACGCCUGAGGACCACGUUUUGGUGGCCUUCCAGGCCCUUCGAGAUGAGGCGACCAGCUUUGCUACGUCGCUCGCCCGCGCUGCGAAUUGUGAGAAUGAUAUGGCUACAUAUUCCAGCAUGGGUGCCUUAGGAGAAAGACGAUACACCAUAGCCAUGGAACGGGGCGUAAGCACGACACCGCGUCACAUCGCUCGGCGAGGAACAACGGGUUCCGUAGGGAGCGGGUCGCAUGUGGGGAGCUCGGAUGCGGAGCGAAGACCAUACACGUGCAUAGGAGACUCGCGCAAGGACUUGGGCGUGAACAAGACUUCGAGGUCGAUAGAGACAAAGGAUCGGAGAUAAAAGCGUGCUGACGGAUUUCGCGACGGAGGCUGCGACGGGAUGGCACACAAACGGAGGAGAGCUUCGGUAAUACGGGCCAGCGAACAUACGAAGGAGAAACGGGCAUCAUCGGCUCACUGAGGGAGUGGAGAAUCUAUCGGGGGGAGAAAGGGGGAAACGAGGGAUCACGGUUUGGUUAGGUGGACAGGGGACGACCAACGGGGCUUCAGUGGACAGCAAUCACAGUAAGUUGGAUGACUAAAAGAAGGGCGAAAGGAGGUUAGGGAAGGGGGGAGGAUAGAGUUCCUCGCAGCGGGAGAACAAAGCAAGGAUCAAAGC